This is a messenger RNA of Caenorhabditis elegans, 1166 nucleotides long. RefSeq names its product G-protein coupled receptors family 1 profile domain-containing protein (gene frpr-16). The record is from RefSeq and is marked reviewed. The transcript is spliced from 7 exons. Gene Ontology annotation, molecular function: G protein-coupled receptor activity. Bases 25 to 1047 code for a protein of 340 amino acids. Lineage: Eukaryota; Metazoa; Nematoda; Chromadorea; Rhabditida; Rhabditidae. Gene Ontology annotation, biological process: G protein-coupled receptor signaling pathway; signal transduction. Gene Ontology annotation, cellular component: membrane.
AAUCUUCACACUUUUGAACACAUUAUGAAUCGGUACGAGUUCUACGAGCUAAAAUCAUGGAUGUAUUUACCUGUAAUUUUCAUUGGACUUCUUGGAAACUUUGCAUCAUUUUUAGUUUAUCGAACAGCGCCGAUGAGAAAAUCUACAGUUGGCACUCUUCUUCUUAUUCUCUCACUCAUUGACAUUCUGCUGCUCAUCCUGAUAACUCCCAUUUUUGUUCUUGUUUUUCUGCCACUCUGGCAGGACCAAUGGCAAAAAUAUUCGUUUCAUAUGAGCUUCUUUGCUUACAGUACACGAUAUGUUUAUCCAUUAUGUAUGAUGACAAAAUCAUGUAGUUUAUAUCUAAUGGUACUUAUAACCAUUGAACGAUGGAUUGCUGUAUGUAGACCACUUCAGGCAAAAGUAUUAUGCACAAACAGGAAUACAAUGAAAGCUGGAAUUUUCAUUAUCAUAUUUUCCAUAGUGUUUAAUUUUCCAAGAUUUUUCGAUUAUAAAAUUGGAGACGGGUAUCUAUCUGAAAUGUGGAUGUUGGAUACAGAGAAACACUGGUGGUACUUCAUGUUCUACUUCAUCAUAUUAUCAGUAAUCUUCGAUUACUUCCUUCCGUUCCUUAUCAUGACUAUCGCCAAUUAUCAUGUCAUCAGAGCACUUCAAGAAAGCGACGAGGUUAUCACAGGCUUGGCCGUUCAGAAGCGAAAAGAUCAGAAAACAACUGUAAUGCUGCUAGUGGUAACCAUUUUCUUCGCGUUCUGCCAUCUAUUCUCAAUGUUUCUCAAAGUUGCUGAAAGUAUUUUUGGAGGAUUCCUUACACAAACCAGUUUCUACUGGGAAGUGUUCGCCGAGUUCACAAUCUUUUUGAUAAUCUUCCAUACGUCAAGCACUUUCUUCAUAUACUACGGAUUUUCGGAGAAAUUUCGAACAAUAUUCCAUGACAUCAUCAGAUGUCGCCAAAGGCUGGAUGAUGUAAAAUGCUCGACCUACUUGCCAGUUAACUCAUCUGGAGCUGUUUCUGAAUCAAAAACAAGAAAAGCUCCGGCAAUUGUUUAAUUAGAAAUAGACUCUUAUUUGUUUGAAUACUUGUUUUCUUUUUAUGUUUUAGAUAUCUGGUCCCGGUUUUUGUCAAACAAACAAUUAUGAAACGGGUGAAUGAAUCUGUCAUAUUUCCA